CGUUUCUGUCCAGACUCCCGUAUUCAUUUUGCUUUUGACAAGUUAAAAAAAAUAUUUCUGUGUCCAUGUUGGUGUCCAAGGGAAGUGAGUUUCCCGUAUUAUAAUGGAAAGUACAGUUAUUGGACCGGGUCCAUACAGGGCGACGAAACUGUGGAAUGAAACUAUCAAACUUUUCCGUGGUGGCAUGCCACUUAAAAGGCACUGGGCACACUUUCGCUGCUAUGACUGCAGUUUCACGGGAACCGAGGCUGUGGAUUAUCUGCACGACCUGCUGAGACACAAUCACAACUUUGGCCCUGAGGUGACCCGCUACCAGACCCUGCAGCUGCUCAGGAAGUUCCUCAAGGCCCAUGUCAUUGAAGACAUCAAAGGCCGACAUGGGACAGAGGACUUUGAGGACAGUGGCCAUUUGUACAGAUUCCCAACACGGUCUCCCCUCAAGUCUUAUCCAGCAAGGCCUCUAAUAAAAGAUUGCAGUGACUUGCCCAGACUCAUCCGCUGGGAUGACUAUGAGGAGCUGCCUCAGCAGGAGAACAUCGCACCUGUGAAGUCUGCUGUCUUGACUUCAGAUUUGUGGAAUAAAAGGCACAGCGUUGCCAUUGGUGACGUGCAUGAAUGCAAGCUCAUACGCAGGAAGGAGAUAACUUCAAAACAAGUGGAUCACGUGUGGAAGUCAAUGACAGUUGCACAUUUGCAGAGAGUGCUGGGUCUGAAGACACUGGAUGGUGUUUUAAACCCAACACAUGUGAAUGGUAAACACAUUGUUCACAAUGUGUUCAGUGUCAAUAAAUCAGGCAUAGUCGUAUUGGAGAACAAAGCCGAGGACAUGCCCUAUUGGGUGGUAUCUGCAAUGAAAUGCCUUGCUAACUGGCCUAACGGCAAUGAAAGCAAGCAGCCGGUGUACCCAGGUUUCGAGAGGGAUGUUCUCAGAACAGUAGCAGACUACUUCCAGAGACUUAAAGAACCCCUGCUGACUUUUCAUCUGUAUGAAGUAUUUGUCAACAUUCUCAGUUUGCUGCAAGUGCAGGAGGUAGCCACCGAGGCUCUGCAAGUCAGCUGUCUCCUACUGCCACCUCCCAACCGCAGACGCCUCCAGCUUUUAUUGCGUCUCAUGGCUCGGGUUUGCCAGAAUCCCCAACUGCCUCCUCUUAAUGACACUAUUGCUACCCACACACUGAUGGUGCAGAUGUUCUCUCAGUGUGUUCUGGGCUCAGCAGACGACAUGGACUUGGAUGAGUUGCUUGCCACAAAAUUGGUGACCUUCAUGAUGGAGCACCACAACACCAUCUUCCAGGUCCCUGCCAAGCUGCGUUGCCAGGUUGAAGAGCAUCUCUCCCACCUCAAAAGAGCACAGAUCAAAUAUGCAGGUGCAGAUACAGAUUUCAGUGCAUCUCCAGCUUUUUAUAAACAGAUCAGCAGGGUGGAGUGUGAGGAGCAGAGGGUGAUAGGUACUCAGACCCCCCUACAGCAGUUGCUAGAAGGCCUGAUUGCAGACAAAGAACUUCCUGCUAAAGACAAGAGGAAAAGACUAAAACAGUUUCAGAAGUCCUACCCUGAGGUCUACCACAGUCGAUUUCCCACUGAAGAAAGCAAAGCUGCUGUCAUACCUGAGAAAACCCCACGACUCAAACCUAAUCUCAUGUUCUUCAACAUCAAGAAACCCUUCCAGCCUUUUCAGAGAAGCUGGAGUUUCAGGGCCUGAUCUGCUGCCACUAACACAUCUACACAUCUUAACCUCAGAGUCAUAAGACAAGGAGCGAGGCUGUAAGGGUGCUCUCUCCACCAUUACAGACACUAUAUUUACUACAGUUUGUACUAAAACAAUAGUCUGUGUAGCACUGGUAAACAAGGGUGAUGAUUUAAAGGGGCUGUUCACUCAAGUUAUAGAAGAUUUCCUUUUUAGAAGGUCAUUUUCCAAACUUUGGUUAUAAACACUGCAUGCAGUGAAUGCAGACGGGUGAACUGACCCUUUAAUAAAUUUCACCUUACUGUUCUAAUUGGAAACUUGAACUAUACAGUGAUGCACUUAAACUUAAAGAGCCGUUAAUGAUUGAGGGUUUUUUUUUAUUAUUAAUACAGUUAUGUAUUGGUACUUUGGUAGCUAAAAUGAGUAAAAUGCAUUUUUAAAGUAUUAACAGGUUAUUAGAUGUUAACAUUAUCACUUGAAAUAACAGAGGUCUUAAGAUUUACCGUAUUUUCCGGACUAUAGAGCGCACCAUACUAUAAGCCGCACCUACAAAUUUUUUGGAAAAAACUGGAAACGUACAUAUAUA
Molecule: messenger RNA, 2273 nt
Organism: Archocentrus centrarchus (flier cichlid)
Lineage: Eukaryota; Metazoa; Chordata; Actinopteri; Cichliformes; Cichlidae
Product: DEP domain-containing protein 1B-like
Exons: 11
Coding region: 104-1702 (532 amino acids)
Biological process (GO): intracellular signal transduction
Source: RefSeq, a predicted model, not a curated record